GUGUCGUUUGGUUUCCUAGAUCACUCGGCUUCUUCCAGAUGCGGUUGGAACCACCUGUGGCCAGCGCCUUGAGAAAGUUUUUGGGACCGAGUACUCCACAUUCUUCGCGUCCCCUUCAGAAAUGAGAAGGGAGUCGUCCGGCAAGUGGAUUUCCCGGUUCGAGGUGUGGCCCUAUUUGGAAAGAUACACUGAGGAUGUCGCGAGCGAACUUGCUGGAGAGUUGCAGGGCAAGCCUGAUCUGAUCAUCGGAAACUACAGUGAUGGAAACAUUGUUGCUUCCUUGUUAGCACAUAAAUUAGGUGUUACACAGUGUACAAUAGCCCAUGCCCUCGAGAAGACGAAGUACCCAGAGUCAGACAUAUACUGGAAGAAAUUUGAGGAAAAGUACCACUUCUCUUGCCAGUUCACUGCUGAUCUCAUCGCCAUGAACCACACCGACUUCAUUAUCACCAGCACCUUCCAAGAAAUUGCUGGAAGCAAGGAUACAGUGGGGCAGUAUGAGAGUCACAUGAACUUCACUCUUUCCUGACUCUACCGAGUUGUCCACGGGAUCGACGUCUUCGACCCGAAGUUCAACAUUGUUUCACCAGGUGCUGACAUGAGCAUCUAUGCUUACACCGAACAGGAGCGGCGGUUGAAAUCCUUCCACCCUGAGAUCGAGGAACUCCUCUUCAGCGAUGUUGAGAACAAGGAACACUUGUGUGUGUUGAAAGAUAAGAAGAAGCCUAUUAUUUUCACCAGCAGGCUGGACCGUGUCAAGAACUUGACAGGGCUUGUUGAGUGGUAUGGCAAGAACUCCAAGUUGAGGGAACUCGCCAACUUGGUCGUGGUUGGAGGUGACAGGAGGAAGGAUUCGAAGGACUUGGAAGAGCAGUCUGAGAUGAAGAAAAUGUACGACCUCAUCGAGUACAAGCUGAAUGGCCAGUUCAGGUGGAUUUCCUCCCAGAUGAACCGGGUGAGGAAUGGAGAGCUCUACCGCUACAUCUGUGACACGAAGGGAGUCUUCGUUCAACCGGCUAUCUAUGAAGCUUUCGGGUUGACCGUGGUUGAGGCCAUGACUUGUGGAUUGCCAACCUUUGCCACUUGCAAUGGUGGACCAGCUGAGAUCAUUGUGCAUGGCAAAUCGGGCUACCACAUUGAUCCUUACCAUGGUGACCAGGCGGCCGAGCUUCUUGUAGACUUCUUCAACAAGUGCAAGAUUGACCAGUCCCACUGGGACGAGAUCUCAAAGGGUGCCAUGCAGAGAAUUGAAGAGAAGUAUACAUGGAAAAUAUAUUCUGAGAGGCUGUUGAACCUGACUGCCGUGUAUGGCUUCUGGAAGCAUGUGACCCCAACCUUGAUCGGCGCGAGUCGCCGGUACCUUGAAAUGUUCUAUGCCCUCAAGUAUCGCCCACUGGCACAGUCUGUUCCUCCGGCUGUCGAAAGUAAACAAAGAGACAGAUUGCGCUACCAGAAGACGGAAGCAUUGGACUUUUGAAGUUUUCAAGGAAUAAACAUUGGAAAUUGUUUGAAUUUGGGAUUGCCAAGAGCGAUCUUUUUUUUU
Messenger RNA from Eucalyptus grandis, 1543 nucleotides. Its product is annotated as sucrose synthase 4. Gene Ontology annotation, molecular function: sucrose synthase activity. Gene Ontology annotation, biological process: sucrose metabolic process. The record is from RefSeq and is a predicted model, not a curated record. NCBI's taxonomy places the organism in Eukaryota, Viridiplantae, Streptophyta, Magnoliopsida, Myrtales, Myrtaceae.